This is a messenger RNA of Pristis pectinata (smalltooth sawfish), 4675 nucleotides long. RefSeq names its product FERM, RhoGEF (ARHGEF) and pleckstrin domain protein 1 (chondrocyte-derived) (gene farp1). Bases 326 to 3472 code for a protein of 1048 amino acids. Lineage: Eukaryota; Metazoa; Chordata; Chondrichthyes; Rhinopristiformes; Pristidae. Gene Ontology annotation, molecular function: cytoskeletal protein binding; guanyl-nucleotide exchange factor activity. The transcript is spliced from 27 exons. The record is from RefSeq and is a predicted model, not a curated record. Gene Ontology annotation, cellular component: cytoskeleton.
UUGUCUGGCUCGAGGAUUUCUUCCUGUGGCUGUUUGUGGCUGGCGGAUGCAGUUUCGCUGGGAGUAAGGUUGUUCCCUAACCCCAAGACUGCAAGCAGUGGGGGUCUGUCCCGGUCUCUGCUGCUCCGACCAGUUGCACCAGAGUCGGGGGGUUUGUAUCCAGCGUUUGAGGGGUGACCCAUCCCGGGGUUCGAUCUCACGGACAGGUAACCCAGUGUGGUCUUCAACCAGGAGCUGGAGGCCGAGGGAUAAAGCUCCCCGUGCCGGUUUUGCGGGGCUGUAGGUAUCUUCAGACAGGAGUAUUGCGGGCACCGGAACUGGAAUUAUGGCGGAUGUGGAACUGACUCACCAACCGCUUCAGACUCCCGGCGCCCGGCUGGGAGGUCAGGAGACCACCGGGAUCAGCACCUUGGAGCCAGGGCAGAGACCACCUAGCUCUCCGUCCGGGAAACUCAUCCCCAUCAAAGUCCAGAUGCUAGAUGACACCCAGGAAGUGCAUGAAGUUCCGCUUAAAGCCUCUGGGAAGCAUUUGCUGGAUUUGAUUUGCCACAAUCUUAACCUCAUUGAAAGUGAUUACUUUGCACUGGAGUUCUUGGACCAUCACAAGGUUAUGGUGUGGCUGGACCUAUUGAAACCAAUUGUGAAACAAGUCAGAAGGCCGAGACACGUUGUGAUGAGAUUCGUUGUGAAGUUCUUCCCCCCUGAUCACACACAGCUCCAAGAAGAACUGACGAGGUAUCUCUUUGCAUUGCAAAUCAAGCAGGACCUGGCCUCGGGCAGAAUGACCUGCAACGACACAAGUGCAGCACUCCUGGUCUCUCACAUCAUCCAAUCUGAAAUUGGGGAUUUUGAUGAAGCUGUUUUCUCCGAGCAUUUAGCGAAGCACAAGUACAUACCUCAGCAGGACGCUCUGGAGGAGAAGAUAAAGGAGUUUCACAGCGGGCAUGUUGGUCAAACGCCUGCUGCUUCUGACUACCAGCUGCUGGAGGUCGCGAGGAAGUUGGAAAUGUACGGAAUCCGGCAACACCGAGCGAAGGACAGAGAGGGGACGAAGAUCAACCUCUCUGUGUCGCACACGGGGAUCAUUGUCUUCCAGGGGAACAACAAGAUCAACUCGUUCAACUGGGCCAAGGUACGCAAGCUGAGUUUCAAAAGGAAGAGGUUCCUCAUUAAGUUCCGUCCGGAGACAAACUCCUGCCAGGACACCUUGGAGUUUACCAUGGCCAGCCGAGAUUCCUGCAAGGCGUUCUGGAAGAUUUGUGUGGAAUAUCAUGCCUUCUUUCGACUGUUCGAAGAGCCCAAACCCAAACCCAAGCCCAUCCUCUUCAGCCGAGGUUCCUCCUUCAGGUUUAGUGGAAGGACCCAGAAGCAACUCCUGGAUUACGUCAAAGAAGGUGGAUACAAAAAGACACAGUUUGAGAGGAAACACAGUAAAGUGCAGUCCAUCCGAAGUCUGCCUGAUCAUCAGUCGCUGGUGCCAAAACAAAGUGACGGCUUUCCCUUCGGAACGGGGUCCUCAUUGACGGGACCUCCGUCUCCCAACAAGAGGAAAGACCCGGGAGCUUCCCGCCUGACCGACGAGCAGCCGGCGGAACGCAAGAGUCGCUCGCCGUCCCGGAGCCCCAAGGGGGUCGGGCAGAAGGAGGAGGAGGAGGAGGGGGAGGCAGCGAGGGAGAACAGUCAGCAGACCAAGGCCCAGAGAGACCGACAGAAUGCAGUGUCGCCUGCGUACAGCCCCCACGUCUCGGAGCUCUCGCUGAAUUCACAGGCUGGGCCCGGUGUCCUGAACCUCUCCCUGUCUCCCAGCCUGAGCCCGGACGGCAGGACGCACUCACCAUUGACCACGCCCCUGCUGACUGACGCCACUUGUGUCAAGACUGAUGAUGAGGAGGAGAUGAGGAGGAAGCGGUUCCCGGCCGACAAAGCCUACUUUAUUGCCAAAGAAGUGUCCACCACAGAACGGACCUACCUGAAGGACCUUGAAGUCAUCACAACGUCUUUCCAGAGCGCUCUGACCAGAGAUGAUGUCAUGCCGGAACAGCUGAAGACCCUGCUCUUCUCCAAUUUUGAGCCCCUCUACAAGUUCCACACCGGCUUUCUGAGGGAGGUUGAACAAAGACUUGCUCUGUGGGAAGGAAGAUCCAAUGCACACAUUAAAGGCGACUACCAAAGAAUUGGGGAUGUGAUGUUGAAGAACCUGCACUCUAUGAAGCAACUCACCGUCCACCUGCAGAAGCACAGCGAGAUCCUGAUGGAACUGGAGAAGGCCAUUCGGAAUUCCCGGAAGCUGGAGGCCGCGUGCUGGGAAUUCGAGCAGCAGAAGGUCUGCUACCUCCCUCUGAAUGUGUUCCUGCUACGUCCGCUGCACCGACUGAUGCACUACAAGCAGAUCCUGGAGAGGCUGUGCAAGCACUACCCGCCCAGUCACACCGACUUCAGAGACUCGAGGGCGGCGCUGGCGGAGGUGGCUGAGAUGGCUGCGCAACUGCACGGCAGCAUGAUCAAGAUGGAGAACUUCCAGAAACUGGUUGAGCUGAAGAGGGAUUUGAUCGGCAUUGACAACCUGGUGAUCCCCGGGAGGGAGUUCAUUCGACAAGGGUGUCUCAGUAAGCUGUCUGCAAAGGGCUUGCAGCAAAGGAUGUUCUUCCUGUUCAACGAUAUCCUUCUGUACACGAGCAGAGGGCUGACGGCAUCCAAUCAGUUCAAGGUUCACGGACAGGUCCCUCUCUACGGUAUGACGAUAGAGGAGAGUGAGGAGGAGUGGUCGGUCCCUCACUGCUUCACCCUGAAUGGACAACACCAGACCAUUAUUGUGGCUGCAAGUGCACGGGUGGAGAUGGACAAGUGGAUAGAGGACUUGCAGAUGGCCAUAGACCUUGCCCAGCAGUGCAAUGGGUUAAACAGUGAGCUACUGACCCCCAGCCCUGGUGAAGGGACCAACAGAUUUUUCUCGAUCAAUUCUGUAGAAUCAACUGAUGAGACGUCUGUAGAGCAGGAAUCCGAAGAUGAUUUAAGUGCCUCAAGGACCUCUCUUGAGAGACAAUCACCCCAUCGUGCAAUACCAACCAUGCACGUGUGCUGGCACAGGAGUACCAGUGUUUCAAUGGUGGAUUAUAGUAUUGCUGUGGAGAAUCAGCUGUCUGGGAACUUGCUCAGGAAGUUCAAGAACAGCAACGGCUGGCAGAAACUUUGGGUGGUUUUUACCAACUUCUGCCUCUUCUUCUACAAGUCACAUCAGGAUUCUCAUCCGCUGGCAAGCUUGCCAUUGCUGGGUUAUUCUGUGACCAUGCCAGCAGAGUCUGACAACAUUCACAAGGACUAUGUCUUCAAGCUCCAGUUCAAGUCGCACGUUUACUUCUUCAGGGCUGAAAGUGAAUAUACGUUUGAAAGGUGGAUGGAAGUGAUCAGAAGUGCCACCAGCUCUGCUACUCGAACACGGCUUCUGAGUCGCAAGGAAUCUCACGCUUACUGAUCACUCGUGGAGGGAGGGGGGUGGGGGGGGGCCUUUCAAACACACCAACUUCCAUCACAGUUUGACUCAAAAGGAGAAAAAUAGAGUAUCAGUGCAUAUUCAGUCAGUUUGUCUUUAAGAUAAGCCACAGCCAUAUAGUUAAUUUACUACUUCACCAACAAUUCUUGUGAUGUCCUCAUUAGCCCCACCAUCACUCUCAGCUUAUUCCAAAAUAAGGCAAAAUUCAAUUAUGGGCAGAUUGUGUCUCAGCCCAGAAUUAAUUUGAAAAUUAUGUGUAUAUAUAAAAAGAAAUUAGUCAACCUUCUGCCUGGGCAGGAGAGCUUGAAAGAUUAUGUCCAAUCCAAUCCCAGAAUGUACUUGUCUUAAAACUAAAACCCAAACAUGAACUAUUUGACAAUUUAACUGUAUUGUAGACAAUUUUGAGCUUUAGACCAGUAAUGUUUAGGUACUGACUGAUACGACAAUCAUGCAGUGGGUUCAGAUCGAGUCUAUGUCUGGCCUGUGCUGACAUUGAUUUAAAGAACCUUCAGCUUUACAAGGGCUCCAGGUGUAUCAUCCUUGCCCGAAGAUUACAGACACUUUGAACACAACUGAAACAUUAAAAGUAUUUAUCUUAUUUAGUGAGUUGUAAAAAUCGCUGCCAUAUUUUGAACAGCUGUGAUUCACUUCUAUUUACUACAAAUCAGAUUGGAAGUGUUCCUUGCCAAGAGGCUGAUUAGAUAUUUUACAAAGGCUCACUUCUUGCUAGACACGAAUCCGUUUCCACAUCCUGAUAUUUUCCCACCUACUGUAUUUAUUUUGCAAGAUCAAAUGGUUUUGAGGCUUAUACAGUGUUAGAGCACAAGAAAAAGACAUUUGGAAUAUAGUCUUGCCAGAAGGGAACUAUGAUCAUAAUAGAAGAUUAAAUUGUUUGCAGAUUCAUGCAUCACACUGCUAAAGCUAUCUAGUUCCACUGAAGUACCAGCUUGUUUCCAGGAAAGCUGUUUAGAAAAAUGGAUUAAGUUCCUUGAUUCCCUAUUAACUCUGUCAACACUUAAGUUGUCAGGACAUUUUUUUGGGAAAAAAGAUACAAAGAGAAAUCUGUUACCAGCACUAUAGGAGAAACAGGCAAUCCCAUUCCAUAGCCUCAUUCCCAGUGUGUAUGAGCCCCACCCGCAAUGUAUAGCCUGUGACACUCUGUUUAAACGAUAAUUUACCUCCAAU